UUGCGGGAAUGUCUACGCUUCGCUUGUGUCUUUGAGGAACCAUGUCAAGUACAUGCAUCCGUCAAAGACGGGCCACUGGUGCAUGCUCUGCCGUAGAGAAUUCGUCAGCGAAGCGAAUUUGAUGAACCACAGGAACACAGCGCACCCCGCCGGCGCGACGAACUGCACUCGCUGCGGUUUGCAGUUCCCGUCCGUGGCGCGACUUCGAAGCCACGAGUUGUACAAGCAUGCAGCCGUCAGCCAUAAGUGCAGACACUGUCACAAGGCUUUCGCUUCCGACUCUAGGCUGCAGCGACAUGUACAACGCUUACAUUAGACCAGUGGUGGACAAACUAUUUUCAUGGAGGGCAUUUUAGACCAAAAAUGCAGUGCUGGCCAUAUCACACACUAUUUUGAAGGACAGGAC
This is a messenger RNA of Leguminivora glycinivorella, 406 nucleotides long. Its product is annotated as zinc finger protein 366-like. The record is from RefSeq and is a predicted model, not a curated record. The transcript has 2 exons. Gene Ontology annotation, cellular component: nucleus. Gene Ontology annotation, molecular function: DNA-binding transcription factor activity, RNA polymerase II-specific; sequence-specific DNA binding. The coding region runs from base 53 to 316 and encodes 87 amino acids. Gene Ontology annotation, biological process: regulation of transcription by RNA polymerase II. Lineage: Eukaryota; Metazoa; Arthropoda; Insecta; Lepidoptera; Tortricidae.